Symsagittifera roscoffensis is the source of this 3441-nucleotide messenger RNA. Its product is annotated as ATP-binding cassette sub-family C member 4-like. Gene Ontology annotation, molecular function: ATP hydrolysis activity; ABC-type transporter activity; ATP binding. NCBI's taxonomy places the organism in Eukaryota, Metazoa, Xenacoelomorpha, Acoela, Convolutidae. The record is from RefSeq and is a predicted model, not a curated record. Gene Ontology annotation, cellular component: membrane. Bases 45 to 3305 code for a protein of 1086 amino acids. Gene Ontology annotation, biological process: transmembrane transport. The transcript is spliced from 18 exons.
AAAGCAAGUCCAGGUCCAACUUCAGCUCCCUCUAUGUGAAAUCCAUGUCCACUGCGGAGUCCUCGUCUUCAGGGAUGUCUCUGGACUCCAAUGCGGACGGUCUGGACACGCUGCUAGCUUAUGUGAAACUGACCAAUAUCACCGCAGUUCACGACACAUCGACAGCUGAUACUAACACUGGCUUUAGUCUCACUAAUCUAUCCUUUGUGGCCAAACCUGGAGAGCUGGUAGUAAUUGUUGGACCAAGUGGGUGCGGAAAGUCGUCGGUGUUGGAUUGUAUCCUGGACGAGAUGGUAGUUGUGGAGGGUGACAGAGUUGUGAAGGGGGCCAUCGCGUAUGCUGCCCAGGAGGCCUGGAUCUUAGGGGGUACUCUGAGAGACAACAUUCUCUUUGGGAAGCCGUACCCCAUGUAUGACGAAGAGUAUCAGCAAGUGGUGGCUGCAUGUUGUCUUACUAGGGACUUUGAGAUCAUGCCAGAUGGUGAUCAAACUGUGGUCGGAGAGAGGGGAGCUGGAUUGAGUGGAGGCCAGAAGGCCCGAGUUGGUCUAGCAAGAGCUGCCUACAGAGACGCAGACAUUGUGCUGUUAGAUGAUCCAUUAAGUGCAGUAGAUAACCACGUCAGCAAGGAGCUAUUCGAGAACUGUAUCAAGGAGUAUUUGAAGUCCAAGGUAGUCAUUUUGGCCACACAUCAGACGCAGUACCUCUCACAAGCCACCAAAGUCAUUAUCCUCCAUGACGGAGAUAUGCUUGGCUGUGGGUCGCUGGAAGAAUUGAGUGCUCAGGGCCUGGACGUGAGCCAGUUGAUGAUGAGUGAGGAGGAAAUGGAGAAGGCCAAAACUGAGAUUCCAGAAGAUGUGCCUCUGGAGGCUAUAAUGGAUGUGGCAAGAGUCAGUGAUGGGGAGUACUAUGGAAGCAAUUGGGAGCAGGACUCGGACGCCAGCUACACCUUCUACGCGGACAACUCUGUCCGAACGGACGACUCACUCUCUGUUAUGAAUAGUCGAUAUAGAAGGAGGCGUAGGAGCACACAGGUGACAGUACAAGACCGGCAGUCCUCUCAUAGCAGUGGUGCUCCUCUGUGGAUGCCGACUAUAGAUGUGGAUGGAAUCAGAAACGACAUUCUUCCUAAUGGAAGCAAAAAGUCUUCGCAUAAUAAUAUUCGCAAGCAAAGACAGAAUUCGCUAACUCGCAAGAAUACAAAGGGAUCCAUGGGCAUCCUCGAAGUCGGAUCUUUGCCGAUGUUCUUCUCGGAUGGAUCUCGCGCAAUCAUGGAAGACUCCAAGGAGGAUGAGCAAAUGCUGCUGGAUAUUAUGUCCCACCAUACUCUGGAUGGGAACCCGAGGCCCAAACAUGACAGGAGAAAACAUGAGAACAGACUGUCCACUGAUGCGGAGGGGGAAGAGGAGGAAAAGGACACCAAAGACACCAAAGACAAAGAAAAGGGAGUGGAGACCGAACAGGUGGGACGUAUCAAAAUUUCGCUCUAUGUGCACUUGUUCCGGGUAUCCGGUCCAGUGGUGGGCACUCUGCUGAUUAUUCUGCUGGGCAUGAGUGCGAUCGCAUGUCAAAUCACAGCCGACCGAUUCCUCACCUCCUGGUCCAGCAAUAAUUUGAGACGUGAAAGUACUGAGACGUUGACUGGCGACUCAACUUUAGUCAGGUCAAGUGGGAGGUCUUCUAAAAACGAAACGGUAUGCGAAGUGGAUCCUUUGGAGCAUGACGCGGAAUACAUGCGCAUCUACAUUGUUUUCAUAGCCGUGUUUGUGUUUCUCAAUGUGGUUUCCUCAGCUACCUUCUGUGUUAUUCUGGCCCGAGCCAGUCAGAGGAUUCAUGACUUCAUGUUCACGCGCAUGUUGAGAGUGGUCACGAAAUUCUUCGAUGACCAUCCAUCGGGUCAGAUCCUGAACAAGUUCUCGAAGGAUGUGGGUAUUGUGGAUAUUGACUUGAACAGAUGCUUCUUCGAUUUCUCCAGAUUGGCCUACAUGUUCCUGGGCUACUUCAUCGCCAUCUCAAUUGUGAAUGCGUAUGUGCUCUGUCUCAGCAUCCCUCUCCUCAUCUGCAUCCUAGUUGUCAGAAUGAUAUUCCUGCCCGGAUCCAGGGCCAUGAAGCGAAAAGAGGCUGUCGCUCGCAGUCCAGUAUUUACACACAUCUCAGUGAGUCUGUCAAAUUUGGGAUCCAUUCACGCCUACUGUCAAGAAGACUUCAUGCGCAGAGAAAUGGUGCAAUUCAUUGACACCCACACCGGCUUCUGGUUUCUCUUCGUGGCUGCCAGUCGCUGGUUCGGAACAGUCAUAGACAUGGUCAUGGCAGUGUUCCAGAGCUCGACCAUAGUGCUGGGGGUGUCGUUCUGUGUGUACCAAAUCAAUAACUUCGGACCCUCUGGAUUGGGAUUCAUGGUGUACUAUGUGUUUGCGCUGUUAGUCAUUUGUCAGUAUAUGUUGAGACAGUCAUGCGAAGUGGAUAUACUUAUGACGUCAGUUGAGCGCAUCAGAGACUACUAUGAUCUGCCGAUAGAGGGCGACAGUGAUGACGUCAUACAGCCUGAUCCCAGGUGGCCGACUAGUGGAAAGAUAGAGCUGCGCCAUGCUUCCCUCAAAUACGACGCAGAAGAUGGCAGCUCCAAAUACGCACUGAGGGAUCUCACGGCUAUGAUUGAGCACGGUGAAAAGAUCGGAAUAUGCGGCCGCACGGGUGCGGGAAAGAGCUCUUUGAUUGUGGUGCUGACUAGACUUUUCGAGCUCUCUGAAGGACAGAUCCUCAUCGAUGGAGUAGACUGUGCUAAGAUACCUAUGUCCACACUUCGAAAAGCCAUAUCCAUCAUACCACAAGACCCUGUUCUGUUCUCAAGAACUGUGCGAGAGAACCUAGACCCGUUCAAGAACUACCCGGAAGAAGUGAUCCGAGAUGCUUUGGAAAGAGUUGAGAUGUUGGAACCCCUGGAGAGGUUGCCGCACGGCCUGGACACUAUGGUAGCGGAGGGAGGUUCCAACUUCAGCGUGGGACAGAGGCAGUUGCUAUGUCUUGCCAGAGCGCUGAUUAGCGAGACAAAAGUAUUGCUGGUGGAUGAGGCAACUGCAAAUGUUGAUUUUUCAACGGACGAGUUGAUCCAGAGGACUCUACGUGAAGUGUUCGCAGAUGCAACUGUGCUGACCAUUGCUCACCGACUCAACACCAUUCUCGACUCAACUAGAAUAAUCGUACUGGAUGCAGGUCAAAUAGUGGAGUUUGGGUCACCCGAGGAGUUGAAGCAGAAGCCAGACGGAUUCUUCCACAACCUACUCAAACAAGGAGAAGACGAUAUGUGAUCAUUCACGCUCAAAUAUAUUUGAACGAAUUUAAAGAAUGCACAAAUGUCCAACAUGCAACUAAUGCAACUAACUUAACAAUUUUUAUAGGUUUUCUUCCAUUUUCUAUUCUUAUAGGUUUUCUUACGGCCAGCUA